Molecule: messenger RNA, 945 nt
Organism: Fukomys damarensis (Damara mole-rat)
Lineage: Eukaryota; Metazoa; Chordata; Mammalia; Rodentia; Bathyergidae
Product: olfactory receptor 5B3
Exons: 1
Coding region: 1-945 (314 amino acids)
Biological process (GO): G protein-coupled receptor signaling pathway; sensory perception of smell
Cellular component (GO): membrane
Molecular function (GO): G protein-coupled receptor activity; olfactory receptor activity; odorant binding
Source: RefSeq, a predicted model, not a curated record
AUGACACUGAUGGAGAACAGGACAGAGGUGACCCAGUUCCUCCUGCUCGGACUGACCGAUGACCCACACCUGCGGCUUCCCCUCUUCAUCACCUUCCUCCUCAUCUACACCAUCACCGUUGCUGGAAACCUGGGGAUGCUCCUGCUGAUCCUCCUGGACCCUUGUCUGCACACUCCCAUGUACUAUUUCCUGGGUAACCUGUCCCUGGUGGAUUUUUGUUACUCCUCAGCUGUCACUCCCUCAGUGAUGGCUGGGUUGCUUACAGGAGACCAGGUCAUUUCCUAUGGUGCUUGUGUCACUCAGAUGUUCUCUUUUGCAGUCUUUGCCAGUGUGGAGAAUUUCCUCUUGGCUGCAAUGGCCUAUGACCGCUAUGCCGCAGUGUGCAAGCCCCUACAUUAUGCUUCUGGAAUGACAACAAAUAUAUGCACUUGGCUGAUUAUAGGUUGUUAUGCCAUCUCUCUCCUGAGUGCUGCCACCUACAUUGGGGACACAUUCAGUCUCUCCUUCUGUAACUCCAAUGUGGUCCAUCACUUUUUCUGUGAUAUUCCAGCAGUUAUGGUCCUCUCUUGUUCUGAUAGACAUCGCAAUGAACUGGUUCUUGUUUAUGUUGUGAGCUUCAAUAUCUUUUCUGCUCUCUUAGUUGUCUGGAUAUCCUAUGUUUUCAUUUUUAUCACAAUCCUAAGGAUGCACUCAAGUGCAGGACCUUGGAAGGCUCUGUCCACUUGUGCCUCCCACCUCACUGCCAUCUCCAUCUUCUAUGGGACGGUCAUCUUCAUGUACCUGCAGCCCAGCUCCAGUCAUUCCAUGGACACAGACAAGAUGGCAUCCGUGUUCUACACCAUGGUGAUCCCCAUGCUGAACCCACUGGUCUACAGCCUGAGGAACAAGGAGGUCAAGAGCGCAUUCUUAAAGGUCAAGAGCAGAUUCAUCUGUCGGACAAAAUAA